AUGGAUAACAUAAACCAAACAAGGGUCACAGAAUUUAUUAUUGUUGGAUUCCCAGGACUUCAGGACUCUCAGAGCAAGUCUGUCUUGUUUGCUGUGUUCCUCACAUUGUAUCUCAUAAUUAUAUUAGGGAAUCUUCUUCUUAUUGGCAUAUUUGCGGCAGAUGCAGGCUUACACACUCCCAUGUAUAUGACAAUAUGCAAUUUGGCCAUCAUUGACAUAACUCUUCCUACCUUCACUGUACCUACAAUGUUAAAUGUGUUCAGGUCCGCUUCUUAUGCUGUUCCCUUACCAGCUUGUUUCAUCCAAACAUAUUUCUUCCUGGCUUUAGGCUGCGUAGAAUGCUUUAUACUUUUGAUUAUGGCCUAUGACAGAUACCUUGCCAUCUGCCACCCACUGCAUUACCCCAUCAAGAUGAGCCCUAAAUUCACUUUUAAACUCAUUAUUAUCAGCUGGCUGGGAGGAUUCCUCUGCCCACUAUCUCCAGUCAUUAUGGGUAUGACAAAGCCAUACUGUGGACCUAACAAAGUUUUACAGUGCUUCUGUGAUUUUUCUGGAGUGUUACGCUUGGCUUGUGCAGACAUUGUCUUGACCAGCUAUGUGGCUUUAGCUGUUGCUAUGUGUGUGUUAUUGAUCCCUGUCUUCUUCAUCCUCCUUUCCUAUUUGAAGAUUGUUAAAUCAGUUCUCCAUAUUUCAAGUCCUGAGGGGAGGAUCAAAACAUUCUCCACAUGCAGCUCACACCUGCUGGUCAUCUCUGUCUUCUAUCUAACAGCAGCAGGUGUCUACAUCUCCUACAGGAUUCCUGAGGCUUCUGUGGACUUGCGAAUCUUUGGGGCAGUGUUUCAGAAUGUCUUCCCUCCCCUCAUGAAUCCCAUCAUUUACUGCCUGAGAACUAAAGAGAUCAGAGCCAGUCUGAUAAGAACCUUGAAAAAGAAUAAAUUCUUCCCAGGUGUCUGGUGA
Messenger RNA from Lepisosteus oculatus (spotted gar), 957 nucleotides. Its product is annotated as olfactory receptor 11H6-like. The record is from RefSeq and is a predicted model, not a curated record. Lineage: Eukaryota; Metazoa; Chordata; Actinopteri; Semionotiformes; Lepisosteidae. Gene Ontology annotation, biological process: G protein-coupled receptor signaling pathway. Gene Ontology annotation, cellular component: membrane. Gene Ontology annotation, molecular function: G protein-coupled receptor activity.